UUCCGGGUUGUGAGUCCUCAAUUCCCCGCCUUUUGAAUACCUCUGCUUUGGAUAUAGGCCGUAGCGGAGAACAUAAUAUCGGAUUUUUACAGCGGUUUCGCUAUCAGAGAGUCCCUUCAUCUUUAUUAACGAACAUGUAACUUCAACAAUUGCAUUCACCACAUCUCUGAUCGCACCAUGCUGCUUCCAUCGGACGUAGCGAGGGUUGUUUUGGGCUACCUGCAAUGGGAAGGCUUGUCAUCUACAAGUCAAAUAUUCAUAAACGAAAGCCCUCAUUUGAAGGAGUAUGCUGAGCACAGCACAGAGGAUGGAGCUAUUCCUGCUUGUGUAUUUUCUCUGUGUGGGAAGAACUUAACAACCAUCUUGAAUGAGUAUGCGGCUGCUAAAGCAAAAGAGACCAGUCACGAAGUGCCUGUCAUGAUGACCUCUCUGUGGAAAAAGUUGGAUUUUACACUAAACCAAAUCAAGUCAUUGCAAAACUCUCCUGCUAUUUCAGCACUUCAAAGAGUGCGCUCGCGGGCCGGUUUGGCAAACAUGGCGAGACAGCGGUCUGUGACCAUGACCCCGGCCAGCACCGUGCUUUGCUCCACAGCCCCAUUCAGAGGCUCUAUCAACACUAGCAUGACCAACACCCAGAUCAACAGUAUCACCAACACCCAGAGCCUGCCUAGCCCCUCCACUUCUGUGGUCUCCCUGAGCAGCACCCACCUACAGAUCCAAGAUGGUGGAAUACUCAGUGUGUCCAGAGAUUCACCGAUGCAAAUCCCAAUCCCAGUCCCAGAACCUAGACUAGCCCCAAGCACAGUCUCUCGAGGGGGCAGAAAAUGGGACUUCCCCAAGAGGAGAGGCGGGGGUAUAGGUGGUGGGUCGGGGCCCACUGGGAGACCCUCCACAUCGGUCGGUGGCUCGGCGGCCGAACAGCAGGCGGACGAGGUCGUGAACGAGAACUUCCCACAACUUGUGAUCCAAAACGCCCGGGAGAAAAUAUUAUCUGACACGUUUUUACAAGAGAAGCUGGCUGAAAACAUAAACAAAAUCCUUGCAAGUGACCCCACCCCCCAGACGUCAAAGGCAUCAUGUGGCACAGUGGAACCAGACCCAUCUAUAGAUGAAAUCCUUGGAUUACAGGGAGAAAUCCACAUGAGCGACGAUGCCAUCCACGACAUAUUGGAGCAGACUGAGUCAGACCCAGCGUUUCAGGCUCUCUUUGAUCUCUUUGAUUACAAUAAAGGUAAAGGUUUAGAUACUGAAGACAUGAGCACUAGCCUUGAGGACAACAAUGCAACUGGCACAGCACCUGAUACCAGGCCUCUGAUGACUGAAGUCAACCCAGGUAAUGCAACAGGAGGAGUUUUAAUUGUUUCCGAUGCAACCGCCAUAUCGGCAGACAAGACGGCACAGGAACCAAUGACCAGGAAAACCAGGAAGUCCAUUGUUCCCUGCUCUACAAAAAAAACAGUCCUUGUCCACAGAGGCAGUACCUCUCGACUUGUGAAAAACACUCCUAGGCUGCUGCAACCAAUAGUCUCCUCAACUGUGGCGGUAAAUUCAAAGAGGACAGAAAAGAAAGCUGCGCUCACUGUCUCUGAGGUGGCCGUACCAAUGGACAUCGAUGAAGCUUUUACGGUCCCUGCCGCUCCUUCAGAUCUCUCAUCUUCUCAGGCUGCGGCGGAGUUAGCCAGAAAGGUCAGCUGCACUCUGAUCCCCUCCCUGCCUAAUGCACAAACCGUAACAAACUCAACAAGCAGCAGUAUUGGAUCUGUUGCAUUGGAAACCACGUCUUCCUCCAACGUGACUCUCAUCCAGAAGGAUAAAGCACCAAGUUCUUCAAAAAAGACUAAUUCCAAGGAUGUGUAUAAAGCACAGGCACCUUCCAGUUCCUCUACAGUUCCUUGUCCUCUGCUCAGUAUGGCGCCACCAUUAGCACAGCAUUCAAACAAAAAUCUUUCGCCAAGUAUUACCCUACCUCCUCCCAUAGCCUCUGCCAUAGCCCCCAUAGCUUCUGUCAUAGGCUCCGUCUCACCCACCCUGACCUCAGCAACACCUAUUUCCACCUCUGUAGUCCCAGCUCUUCCUAGCCCACACAUCAAUAACCAAACCGACCCACACAAGCGGGAGGCCGAUCCCAAUAACAUAGUUUCCCUCAAAAUAAUCAUCAGCGAUGACCAGAUGGAGACUCCCCCUCCGACUAGCAAUAUCUUAAAUCAGGCCAUUUCCAGUAUUUCUGGGGACAAAAUACCCACCAUUUUCCUCUCCUCCCCGGCUAAUUCCCCUUCCAAGUUCCCGGUCGGCCCACCAGGCACACCGCGGACCAACCAGGAGGAGAUCAUGCAGGCCGUCAGCAGCCUCCAGAGCUCCGAGGUCUUCCAGCCCGCGCUCACCGAGGCCCCCCCGCCGCUCAGUGGGCUGGCCCAGCUAGCACCCUCACCCUCACAGGGUCAGCCCAGCUACAUCAUUCAGCUGCCUGUGGACGCUGCAAACCCGGCCUUGCCAGGGGCCAGCUACUUCAUUGUGACCGACCCCGGGGCCACACAGGAUCCCCAGACCAGACCACUGUUGCUCCCCGCCGGAGUCUCCCAGGGACAGCCGUUGCCUACCAACCAGUAUGCUGUGGCUACGCCGCCCCGCACGCAGGGCUACCCUAGUGGAUCUACAUUCUUCUUGCAGUCACCAGGUCGGCCCAUGAUGGUUCCCUUAUCUAUGAUAGGGCAAACUAACGUUGGAAAGUUACCGUUGGUCUCCAAUCAGUUUGUUGCCAUACCAAGUCCAGUGGCCAAGCAGCAUCCUGAACCUGCCAAACCCAAGGCCCCUACUCACAAAGCAGCACUUAAACCACCCACCAUCUCUAAAACGGGUGAACAGAAGGUGUCUAAGGGCCAGCCCACGGAAAAGGCUGAAUCGCCGAACGCACCGGACGGCACGAGCCCCAGUCAUAAGAGGAUCCUCCAAUUUGAUUCUGCUCGGGUACCAUCGGCACCUCCACCACCCCCACCCCCGCCACCACUGCCACCAACCUCAAACACUUCCCCCUCAUGCCCUGCCGAGCAGCCUGGUAAGGUUAGCCCGAAACUGGUUCAGAGACUAAAGCCAGCUAUCCUUGGUGGAGACAGGGCCAAACGGAGGAUAGCGACAAUCAGGUGUACGACUGAAGCACAGGCCAAGUUUGCCAUAUCUGAGGAGACGGAGAAUAAGCUGGAUUCGCAGCCACAGCAGCAGCGGGAAAAUGUAAAAAAGACCCCUCGCAAGCAAGAUCAUAAGGGCCAAGUCACAACUACUGCUGCCGACCAGACUAUAUGGCUGAUGUCACAGAGCCAGGACCCGGUGAACGAGACGGAAUCAGAGCGGUUGAAAUCCAAAGAGAAGAGACGGAGCAGCAGUACUAAAGGAAAUCCAGCACUGCCCAACGACUCGCAUGAUGUUCAGGGCUCCACGUCGUCUGCUUCUAAUUCUUCCGCAAAAAACUAGCAGCAGAGGAUAGUAACGGGGGGUCCCCGAAAAGACCCCACAGAUAAGGGUCCAGGAAAGUCUCGUGAGGUGCAGCCGGAGAAGAAGAACGCUCCAGAGCCUUCAAAUGUGAGGGCAAACAAGGAGAAUGAGAAGGCACAGGGGGACGGCGCCGAGCACCACCCGGAAGUGGAGCGAAGAGCGGCGCUGCUCAUCCUUCCGGCUGCCGCCCUCCCGCCCAAGCCGAGCAAGACCAGCACUCUGAGCAAGCAGGCUGCCGAGAUGCUGCAGGAUAUCCAGGGACUCAACCCGCCCACAACGCCAGCCAAGAGGACCACUUCGGGCACUGCAGACACUCCCCUCAGCCCCAGAGCAGGUCGCUCGCGGGAAGAAGAACACGAUGGUAUCAGGACCCCAGUCAGGCAGAGGCUGCUCAGAGAUGGAGAGGGGACACCCAGGCGCCUGAUCGCGCCCGGCACGCCAGAUCUCCCCACCUGCAGUCCGGCCAGCGAGGCCGGAAGCGAGAGCAGCAUCAACAUGGCGGCUCACACACUCAUGAUCCUGUCGCGCACCGCCAUCGCCCGGACAGGCAGCCCGCUGAAGGACAGCCUGCGCCAGGAUGAGGUGGGGGAGAUGUCUCCCCCUUCGGCCAAGCAAGCCAAGAAACGCAAGCGGACAGCCACGCCAUCGAGUGUGGCAGGAAAGAAUGAGCCCAAGGGUUCAUCAAGCAGCAAAAAGAAGGAAAAGAAGCAGAAGAAAGCUGUGGAUACAUUCCCGGAUGAUUUGGAUGUGGAUAAGUUCCUGUCUUUACUUCACUACGACGAGUGAGCCCUUUCACCUGUCGCCAGCCCAGACAUCCGGAAAUAAACUCUUACUAAGAUUACAAGCCAGGAAUAGAUGAGCCAUCUGCUUUACCAGAGCCUACAGUUUCUUUAGCCUUGCCAGAGUCGUUGUAAGCCUAAUGGAUAUUUUGUCAGUUCGGGAUUUUUCCUCUGGCUGACUUGGGUUGUGUGAACAGGCAGUAACUGUGCUGCAAGUGUGUUUAUUUGUAUUGUUUGUUUCCAUGGCCUUGGGCCCUCUUUUACAAUGACUUUUUUUAUAAUGUUCAGAAUUAUUUGAUUCAGAACACAUAGUUUUGGUCAAUAUUUGACCUCAUUUAUAGUACUUAUUUGUGUGUUUGUGUGUUUUGUUCGUUCCUUCACAGCAAACUGAAUUGUAAGAAAAUGGAACUUAACAUGUCAUCAUGCUCUAAUUUCUGAAAGGAGUAAAGACUAGUUAUUUGGACAAAUUAAAAAUACAUAAAUGGGUAUAUUUGUACAAUUUGUCUAAUUGUGGAGGAAAAUUAAGGUUUGAAUCAUAUGCUACAAAAUAAUUGUCCUGUUCAUACUGCUUCCUCAAGCUUUGUUCUAAUAUUAUUUAGAGUUUACUUUAAUAAAACCUUAAAACUGUCUUGUCAGGGCAUAAGUUUACGUUGACGUGAGAAAUGUAAACUGUCAAAAUUACCUGUUAUUAACUACAAACUGGACAAUUAUUUAAAUGCAUUUCCUUGUAGAAUGUUACUUUUAACAGACUUGUAAUGUAUUUAUAAAUGAACAAUUUAAUCUUGCGUUGAUAAUACUCAAAAAGCAUUGAAUAAAAACUGGCGGUUUAGCAAA
This is a messenger RNA of Gadus morhua (Atlantic cod), 5099 nucleotides long. It is a transcript of the gene npat, whose product is annotated as nuclear protein, ataxia-telangiectasia locus. NCBI's taxonomy places the organism in Eukaryota, Metazoa, Chordata, Actinopteri, Gadiformes, Gadidae. Gene Ontology annotation, cellular component: nucleus. The record is from RefSeq and is a predicted model, not a curated record. Gene Ontology annotation, molecular function: transcription coregulator activity; protein binding.